CAUGCACAGUGAAAGAUGGUUAGACGAUCAUUCGGAGUUUCGCCAAUGAUCUAUACAUGUUUCAUUGAUUUCUUGAUAUUUCUGCUAAUUAAAAUUGCGUGGAUCACAGUCUAAUUCAAUGUUUAUGGCGUGACAGCUUAUAGAUUAAUCAAGCAGAUGGCUAGGAAGUCCAUACGGGGGAAGGAAGUGGUAAUGGUUUCUGAUGAUGAUGAUGAUGAUGAUGAUGAUGUUGAUGAUGAUAAAAAUAUCAUCAAAUGUGUCAAACCUCUUACAGUAUACAAGAAUCUUGAAACUCCAACGGAUUCUGAUGAUAAUGAUGAUGAUGAUGAUGAUGAUGUUGAUGUUGAUGAAAACAUCAUCAAAUAUAUCAAACCUGUUGCAGUAUACAAGAAACUUGAAACUCGCUCAAAAAACAACCCAUAUUUCCUACGAAGGUCUUUGAAGUACAUAAUCCAAGCAAAGAAAAAAAAGAAGUCAAAUUCAGGUGGGAAAAUAAGAUUCAACUACAGGGAUGUGAGUAACAAAAUGACACUAAAAGCUGAAGUAGUGGAAAAUUUUUCUUGCCCAUUUUGCUUGAUUCCAUGUGGAGGUCACGAGGGCUUGCAACUUCAUUUGAAGUCAUCACAUGACGCCUUUAAAUUUGAGUUUUAUCGGGCAGAGAAAGAUCACGGACCGGAAGUUGAUGUCUCCGUGAAAAGUGAUACAAUAAAAUUUGGGGUUCUAAAGGAUGAUGUAGGAAAUCCCCAAUUGAGCCCUUUGACGUUUUGCUCGAAAAAUCGUAACCAAAGAAGACAAAGAGAUGAUAGCAAUAACGUUAAGAAACUUAAUGUACUCCUUAUGGAGUUGGAUUUAGAUGACUUACCUCGUGGCACAGAAAAUGAUUCUACUCAUGUGAAUGAUGAUAAUGUCUCAUCGCCACCAAGAGCUCACUCUUCCGAGAAGAUUAGCGACAUUUUAACCACGACUCAACUAGCAAUAGCUGAAUCCUCUGAACCUAAGGUGCCUCAUGUGAAUGAUGGUAAUGUCUCAUCGCCACCAAGAGCUCACUCUUCGGCCGAGAAGAAUGAAUCUACUCAUGUGAAUGAUGAUGAUGAUGUCUCAUCACCACCUAGAGCUCACUCUUUGGAGAAGAAUGAAUCUACUCAUGUGAAUGAGGAUAAUAUUUCAUCGCCACCAAAAGCUCACUCUUCGAAGAAGAAUGAAUCGACUCAUAUGAAUGAUGAAGAUGUCUCAUUUCCACCAAGAACUCGCUCUUCGAAGGAGACGAGCGACAUUUUAACCACAACUCAACCAGCAAUAGUUGAACCUUCUGAACCUAAGGUGCGUCGUGUUAGUAGAAGAAAACAGUUAUAUGCAAAGCGGUACAAGGCUAGAGAGACUCAACCAGCAAUAGCUGAGUCUUCUGAACCAAAGGUGCUGCAUGUGAAUGAUGAAAAUGUCUCAUCGCCACCAGAAGCUCACUCUUUGGAGAAGGCUAGCGACAUUUUAACCACGACUCAACCAGCAAUAGCUGAGUCCUCUGAACCUAAGGUGCCUCAUGUGAAUGAUGAAAAUGUAUCAUCGACACCAAGAGCUCACUCUUCAAAGAAGAAUAAAUCUACUCGUAAGAAUGUUGAUAAUGUCCCAUCGCCACCAAAAACUCGCUCUUCGAAGAAGACUAGCGACAUAUUAACUACGACUCAACCAACAAUAGCUGAGUCUUCUGAACCUAAGGUGCGUCAUGUGAAUGAUGAUAAUGUCUCAUCGACACCAAGAGCUCACUCUUCAAAGAAGAAUAAAUCUACUCGUAAGAAUGAUGAUAAUAUUCCAUCGCCACCAAAAACUCGCUCUUCGAAGAAGACUAGCAACAUUUUAGCUACGACUCAACCAGCAAAAGCUGAGCCUUCUGAACCUAAGGUGACUCGUGUUAGUAGAAGAAAAGAGUUACAUGCAGAGCGGUGCGAGGCUAAAAGAUUGGAGCGUCUUAAGGGUCGACAGUUCUAUCACUCCCAAACAAUGCAGCCAAUUACUUUUGAACAAGUAAUGUCUAACGAGGAUAGCGAGAAUGAGACUGAUGAUUAUGCUUUAGAUAUUAGCGAACGCCUGAGACUUGAACGUCUUGUGGGUGUGAGCAAAGAGGAAAAGCGAUACAUGUAUCUUUGGAACAUAUUUGUACGAAAACAAAGGGUGAUCGCGGAUGGACAUGUUCCUUGGGCAUGUGAAGAGUUUGCAAAACUUCAUAAGGAAGAGAUGAAGAAUUCUUCAUCUUUCGAUUGGUGGUGGAGAAUGUUUAGGAUUAAACUGUGGAACAACGGUCUCAUCUGCGCCAAGACCUUCCACAAAUGCACUACCAUCCUCCUCAGUAACUCGGAUGAAGCAGGACAAUUCACCUCUGGCAGUGCUGCUAAUGCCAACAAUCAACAAUCUAUGGAAGUUGAUGAAUAACAGUGGUUAGUCGCCAUGGAGAUCUCGAGAUCUUUUUCUUAGUAGUAGGGAUCAACAAGGCUGAGAUCUCUAUCUCGUUUAUUACAUUUCUUUCUAUUUACUGUGUCGUAACCUUUAAGUCUACCCUCUUACUAGUUUGUGAAUCUGUGACAUUCAGAUCAAUAAGGUUAAGCUUGAAAUUUAAAAUACUUGAGAAGG
This is a messenger RNA of Arabidopsis thaliana (thale cress), 2622 nucleotides long. RefSeq names its product VEFS-Box of polycomb protein (gene FIS2). Gene Ontology annotation, biological process: regulation of DNA-templated transcription; chromatin organization. Gene Ontology annotation, cellular component: nucleus. The coding region runs from base 157 to 2424 and encodes 755 amino acids. NCBI's taxonomy places the organism in Eukaryota, Viridiplantae, Streptophyta, Magnoliopsida, Brassicales, Brassicaceae. The record is from RefSeq and is marked reviewed. The transcript has 13 exons.